AUGGGUCCCGACGUAGCCUUCACGAAGCAUCCCAAUGGAUCAGUCUCGUCUUUGGCCCGGGCAGAGAUGCAGGCCGCCCACCAAUUUUUACCUCCCCCCGUCGAACAGGUACAGAGAUACCACACCAAGAACCUACCUCCGCCUCCCCCAGAUAGGAGACUAUCAUCAGUAUCUGUUCUUAGCAGGGAAAUGAAUGUGGCAUUUGCGGGUACCGAAGAUAUGCUUUCACUCGACACUGACCAACGCGGGGUAUUAGAGAAACAGGGGCAGGAGGGUAAUCAACAAGAAAUGCCAGCUCACACCCACGUUUCCAUUCCGACUCGUGCAUCUGACGAUGUCAUCUCGCCUCAGCCAAAAUCGGCGCUUCCUAAGUUAUGGAAGAUGACGGGGCAUGAUGGCUUCCGUACCUCAGCAUCAAGAGAAGGGUCUAUCGACUCAACACACCACAUGACCGCAUACGUGUCUUGUAACAGGUCAAAUACCCAGAUCGCUCCUGAAGAAGUGGAGCUACGCCGACAACUACAUGAAUACGAGCAUGCCUGGACAGAAGGACCAAAGAACUCACUGACAGAGCCAUGGCUGCCCUCUCCAUUGAGCAAUCAGUCGGUGACCUCUCCUCUGCAGAAGGAUGUCAGUCGAGAGCCAGUCACAGCUAUCUCUGAAACAGCUUUGAUGGACAUCAACACCGCGUUGCGAACAUUAGAACCCGAGGAAAGGCGCCCUUCUAAUGCGUCUUCCCUCAACCCUCCAAGGAGUAGACUGGGUUCGACUCCACAUGCAUCUUCUCUUACUUCACACAUUGCUCGACGCAACAAACCUGACUUCCCUCGAGAGAAGAAGGCGGCCCCGGGACCCUCACCGUUGAAGAAGACGCCACGAUCCGCCGUGCAUGAUGAUCAUGCUUGGUAUCGAGGCUACCGCAUACCGGAUUCAGACGAGCAAAGGUCCAGCCACGACAUGUAUCAUGAAGCAGCUGUGGAAAUGGUGUCCAAAACACCCCCUAACUCUCCUGCUCAUGUCUCUUCGACAGCGAGCUCGUCGAAGCACAUACCGCUUGAGCAAAUCAUCAAGGGCAUCCAAUUGACCGAGAUAAACACAGCAGAUGCAGGGAAUGCAAGCAGCGAGCCAAGUAGCUGGUAUAGUAGCAGCCACCACUCGACCAAACCUUUACUAGCUUCUCCCCCUCAGCCGCCUCCUUCUUCAUACCAUUACCAUCAGUCCCCGCGCGAAGGCCAGCAGCUGCAAAACAUACGCCGUCCCUCGGGGAGCAGCGCUUUUAGCGCCCUAAGUGCCACAAGCGCCCCCCAGAGGCACCUCCAGCCUGGCGACCGGUCUGUCAUGGCGAGUACUAGCAUCUUUGGCGGCCCUUCCCAUUUCCAUAUCCACCCUCCCUCCUCUUCCCACUCGCGCAAACCAUCGCGGAGUUCCCCAUCACCCUCUCCAUCUCAAAAGCCUUCCCCGCCCGGCGACAACGGUAAUAGGCUUGGUGACCUUGACGGGGAAGUCCACGCAGACGGGGAUUCAAGUAUGGGCUGUCGAGGCAGACGAACUUGCAGCAUCUCGAGGACGCAGGGCACUCGGUCUAUACCUAUAUCGAGGCCAGGAAGUGACGUUGUCACUCAGACCGUCAGCAUCGAUGCCAAGUCACACGAUGCUUGGUCGAGCCAUUUCACCCCUUCCCCCACGUCCCCGAAGAGGUACAGCUCCAUCCUCAGCAAAGUCUUUAGGCGCUCUACAGGUGUUUAUCCAGUAACACCUCUUCGAUCUCCUUCUAAGCAGAAAGGACCAUACAACCUGAUGCUAGAAUCGGCACAGCAGCGGCGAGCCCUACACCAGAUCCAACAUCAGUUCGGAUCAGACGUGAAGCCCACCACCCCCACAACACCAAAUCAUUUAUCUUUCUCGCGAAUUGUCAGUAAGGCAGGAGCUGUUGCCACGGCUCCAUUCAAAACCCCCGAAGAAAGGAGACGCUCCAAACUCAAAAACAAGAUCAGAGUCUAUGGCGACGAGGGUCAGCUCUUGGGCCAGGAGGAAGGUGCCACACCAUUCAAGCACAAGACUGAGGCUGCCAACAACGAAACUCCAUCCGCAAGGGCGUCAAAACAUUCGAUGCUUGCUGGAUAUGACAGGACAAAAUCAGCCCACGAGUUGAUGGGUGAAGGAACGCUUAUUCCUCCAAACGACAACCCAAUCUGGAUGGGCCCAGGAGUGGCAACUUAUGUUCACGGGACGUCUGUUUCUUCAACUCCAAGAUUAGUCUCAACCCCCAGUGGCACCCCAGGCGUGACGUCUGCCCGGCUCUCGGCGGCAAAUACAGCUACCGCGUCUGGUACUGACUCCAAUUCAGUCUGGUCCCGAGCCCCGACAUUAUCAGCAACAGGGACGCCAACGAGAACAACAUUUGGUAGCAUUGCCUCCCCUCCUCCUCCUCCCGCUACUGUAACAAGGGGCAACACUUCCUCCCCUCCGGCGAGGUAUCGCAAGACCCCAGCAGGAGGAAGCGAUUCUUCUCAGAGUCAUAGCCGCAGUCCGGCUGUCGGGCCUAGGCUAGGUGCUACUGCGACGGAAAGUCGAUAUAGCCCUGCAGCUUCUCUACCGCUACCGCCGGUGCAUAUCCCACCACCGUUUGUGCCCAGGUCUUUUACAGCACAAGUGUCGGUGUUGGAUUACCCGCUCAAGCAAACCAGGGGUACCAGCCCGAGGCCAACGCCUAGUCCUAAACCUUCGAACGCAACACGAUCAGAGAUUGAAAUUCCUGGGUACACCACUUUGCUUGCUGACGGAGCGGCGUAUGGAGGAUCGAGAACGGGGGCGGUGGGGUUGGGUAUUCUUGUUCCUUGGAGGACUAAGAGUGUCAUUGAGCGGGAGGAGAGGGAGAAGAUAGAGGGACAGAAGAAGAAGGAGGAGGGGAUGGAGGUAGAGGGGGUGAGGAAUGUUUUGUAG
Messenger RNA from Podospora pseudocomata, 2943 nucleotides. RefSeq lists its product as uncharacterized. The record is from RefSeq and is a predicted model, not a curated record. Lineage: Eukaryota; Fungi; Ascomycota; Sordariomycetes; Sordariales; Podosporaceae. The transcript has a single exon. Bases 1 to 2943 code for a protein of 980 amino acids.